UAUUGACAGGCGAAAGGUCUAAAAUUCACCCAAGGCAGGCUGCCGUCAGAGUAAAAAGUUGAAUACUUAAAUCGUGGCAUAGUGAUACAGGCAACAGCGACACCAACUAAAAUGGCGCAAAUACAAUUGAAUGGCGCAAAUGUGCAAUCCAAUGGGAAUAGUAAUAUGGACGACAAUGAACCCUACCAAAUCAGCGACACCGACUUGGAUGAGCUGGACGAUGACUGCCUGCUGGAGGAGGCCGAACUGCCGGGCGGCGCCAACAGCCUGGGGCGUGGCCCAUACGAGCGUGCCUGGACCACAGAUGCAACGCGAGCUCUCAUCCACAUACGCGGCCCCAUGGAGGGCAACUUCACGGAGGGCAGGCAGAAGCGAACUGCCCUCUGGCUGCACUGCACGCGCCAAUUGCAGCGUCUGGGAUUCCGCUACAGCGCGGCCAAGGUGCAGAAGAAGUGGCACAACAUCCUCAUCACGUACAAUAAGAAUCUGACCAAGAAGUACGUGUCUGGCUAUGUCCACUGGGAGUUCUUCGAGGAGAUGUUCAAGUACUUGCAGGGCAAGAAGGCCGACAUGUCGCAGCAGUCGAAUCCGGCGCCACAGCCACAGCAGACACAGGUACAGCCAUCGAAACAGCAGGAACAGCAGCCACAUUUGCAACAGCAACCACAACAGCAGUUACAGAUGCAACUACAGCAUCAGCCGCAAGCGGAACAUCCAGUGCAGUUCCAGACAAAACCCGGAACCCCACAGAUCACGCUGCUGAAGGAGGGACAGCCGUACAUUACGCCCGUGGAUCAGGUGCUGCUGCAGGAGCAAAUGAAUCAGGAUAGCAAGUCCAACGACGAGUUCGACGAGGACAGCAGCAACAGUCUGUCCGAGGUGCGUCAGCCGAAGCUCGAGUACGAUGCGGACCAGGAGCAGGCCGCCGAAGCGGAACGCACCAACGACAGCAGCCAGCAGCUGGAGGCCAUCAAUGGAAAGAUGUUUGACAUGGCCCCGUCACAGGGCCAGCCACUGACUGACGAUAUCUGGUGGAAGGAUUACUUCGAGCGCAAGCUGGAUGUGGAGCGUGAGAAGAUUGAUCUGCAGCGCAGUCUGCAGCGAGAGCAGGUGCAGAUCCAGAAGAUGUCCAUGGUGCAGCAGGAGCGCAUCGAGCGGAUGAAAAUCGAUGCCAUAAACAGUCUGACGGGCACCCUACAAAAGCUCGUCGAAGCCAAGUGCCGACGUGCUUAGAUCCCUACUUCUUCCCCCCUGUAGUUGUGUAUCUUUAAUUGAAUUGAUGUGUAGCCUCCUUCUGAGUGUAUCCUGGUCAUGUGUAAAUACAAUUUCGGCAAACUAUAUUCCA
Messenger RNA from Drosophila guanche, 1345 nucleotides. RefSeq names its product adenylate cyclase, terminal-differentiation specific. Bases 112 to 1233 code for a protein of 373 amino acids. The record is from RefSeq and is a predicted model, not a curated record. Lineage: Eukaryota; Metazoa; Arthropoda; Insecta; Diptera; Drosophilidae. The transcript has 3 exons.